Thlaspi arvense is the source of this 1189-nucleotide messenger RNA. Lineage: Eukaryota; Viridiplantae; Streptophyta; Magnoliopsida; Brassicales; Brassicaceae. The record is from the annotation of a GenBank genome assembly.
GUCCCUAUAAUGGUUUAUAAUUGUACUAGUGUCAUUGUCGUAUCAUAAAAAAAUUCAAAUAAUAAAAUCGAAUAAAUUACAAAUAAAGAGAAAUUUAUAUACGUUGCAUGAUUUUUUUUCCACAGCGGCGCUAGCUCCGGUGACUACACAAACUCCGAGCUAGGUAAGUGCCGAUGUUUCAACUCCCCCGAGGAAGAAGAACCGAUAAAUCUCACAUUCGAAACAAUGUAAUCUCUUAGAAUCUUUAAAGAUUCAUCUCUCUCCCCAUUGUCAACAACCACCGAUCUAUUCUCCAAAGGAUGAUCAUCAUCAUCAUCAUUGCCUGAGCCAACAAGUCUCAACUCCUUCGGAUGAUCUCUCCGGGUUUCAACAUAACCCCAUUUACUUCCACUCUCCAUAUUCAACUCAAUCGACUUAAGAUCACUCUCCUCCUCAUCCUCAUCAUCAGAACCGUCGAUUAUCUCCAAAAUCCUACGAAUCGUUCUGGCUGGACCAAACUAUGAAGGAGAGGGUUUCAUCUCAGCUGAUCUAGAUAUUGGAAACAUAGGACGAGCCAAGUUUGACUUUGAUGUGGUCGGUCACUGCUCGAGGCCUGAAGUUUUUAGCUUGAACAUAAGGGAGCAUCCGAGAAAAGCGGUCAGCUUCACGUCCAAGUAAAGGGCCAGCCCAAUAAAAAAGACUAUAUAACUGAGGAAUUUAGGGUUUCCGCAGUCACUCUUUAUUCACCUAAACUUUCGCCGAUUUAGUUUUUAUUUUUCACUCUUGCGGAUCUAUCUUCUCUCUAAUGGACAAGAAGUGGAAGCAUUCUGUUCUUCAACCUUGUUCUUCAAGAAAGAAGUCUCAGGAAACGAAAGAACGAACCCUAAGAGAGCUAAUAGACCUUUCAUUGAAGCAAAUUAAAUCAGUAAAGAAAUCGCUGAAACAAAUUCUGAAUAGCAUACAAGCUGAGAAUAUUCCAAAGGAGAAAGAAACAAACCAAACUCAUUUUAGUUACCAAUAUUCUUCGAGAUCCUUUGAUAUACGUUUGUAUAAAUAUGAUGAUGAUUAUAUACGUGGUGAUGAUAAUUAUAUAUGUGGCGAUGUGAAGGAUCCUUCACCGAAAAAGCUGAAACCAAUCAAUGAGAGGCCUGAAGUCUUUAGCUUGAACAUAAGGGAGCAUCCGAGAAAAGGGGUCAGCUUCACGUCCAAG